This is a messenger RNA of Nasonia vitripennis (jewel wasp), 4020 nucleotides long. RefSeq lists its product as uncharacterized. The transcript is spliced from 7 exons. The coding region runs from base 449 to 1570 and encodes 373 amino acids. Lineage: Eukaryota; Metazoa; Arthropoda; Insecta; Hymenoptera; Pteromalidae. The record is from RefSeq and is a predicted model, not a curated record.
AUAGUAUACAUAGUAGACUGUUCAUUGUACUUAGCAAGUUACCGCGGCGCCUGACGGCUGCGGUGACGGCUGACGGGACAGUGUGUGCGUGUGGAGUGUCCGCCGAGUUUGUGUUGGUUCAGCCUGUACACGCAGUGAGCGCUCAGAGGCAAAAUGGCGAGCGCACUGACAGACCGCGACAGUAGUCCCGUGGCGCGCCUCGAGUACUCGCGCGACGCGCCUUCAAGCAGGCCGCUGCUACUGUCAUGUGAAUCUCUACUGUAAGUGCGGUGCCUCGGUGCGGUCUGUGCAUGCUGCGCACCUCGGAUCGCAAUCAUCAGACGCCACUGCUACAGCCGUGCCCUUUGUUUUUUCGCGUUCUGCUCGACGCUUUCGCCUCGAGUUUCGCACGGUGAGCUUCUUCUGUAUAGUGCAUACUUAUAUAGGUGCAGAGGAUUCCGAUGACGCGAUGACGCUACACUGGUGGAUGCAUUGGUUCUGGGUUACGGCGCAAAUUGUCGUAUCCCUGAUGGCCGGCUCGAGAGGAGCGACAUCGGAGCCGCCUACGAGCGCAGUCGGCAGCGUCGCAGUCGCGAGCGAGGCCAUGCCCUUGGCGCGUUCGGCCGGCAGUCCAGCGGCAGCCACGGGGACACGAGACGGCCAGUACGAGAGGACGGAGGCGCUGGCCAGGCUGCAGCAGAGCUACAGAAUAGCCAAGGCCAUCGGCAUCCAGCCGACGCCGGCGAGCCAGUCCGACACGAGAUCGAGCUCGGACGAGAGGACGUCGACGCAGCCCGGGCGGACUCCGGGCAAGAAGGAGACCAAGAUCACGUGGAUCCAGGCGUUCAGCAAGGCCCCGAGGCCCGAGAGCUCCUCGCCCGAGCCGCCGACGUCCGGGGAAGAGCUGCUGACGGUGAUGCCGCUGCGCGAGCUGCUCGAGCUGCGCGAGGACCCCCGCAAGAACGCCGUCCGCAGGGAGCAGCCGCAGCUGCCGCCGGCCAAUCGCUCCGGCGAGGAGAGCCUGGAGCCGCGCGCGCUCGCCACCGCUGCCUCCAUCAUCGAGGGUAUCUGGCCUGGUCGACUCGACGAGGCUGGGCCGCGCCAGGGGCACCUUCACCAGCGGAUUCCAACGAGAGCAGCUCGCGCGAGAGGAGCGGAACCAGGAGGAGGCGACGGGGGCCACUGCGACCGGCUCCGGCGCGAGCGCCACGGAGAUCGCCACCAUCACCGGAGCCUCUCUGGCAAUAGUCGUGCUUUUGAGCACGCUCGGAAGUUUGGCUUUCGUCGUCUACAGCCGCGAUUCCUCGAGUGGCUCACCCGAUUUUUCUGCUUGUUGCGCGCUGCCUCUGUACAGGAGGAGAUAUCUGAACCCGCCGCAGACGCUCAACAGCGACAAGUGCAGCAAUCCCGACAGCUCGGGUUACAUCGACGACUCUACGAUUCGGGACAACUCCGAGGAGAUGUACAGCCUGGACAACGACUCCUUCCUGAAUUCGCUCGAGGCGAUGACCAUCCAGAACUACUGGACCGACAGCGUCAAGCACACGAAGCUAUGACGAAUCGCCAGCUUCCGCAUCGAGUGAACGCAUAGCCUCGCUUGAAAAAGAGUUCAUUUGUUACACUUACGCGUGCUCCUGGUGAUCACGAUAACACACACACACACACACAGACACACGCGCAGCAUGUAUUGUAGACGAGUUUAUAGCUUCGAGUCUUACACCUAUUAUGUAUAGCGGGAGGACGAAUAAGUGCGUGGGAGAGAGGAGUGCAAUAAUUUAAUGUACUUGACUAUUCUAAUUUAAAUUUAAGCCGAAACUCUUAAUGCGAUAAGUACAAAUACAAAACGUGCGGGCGUGGAACUGGCUUUCCUUACAUUGAGACUAUGAUUUUCCUUUCCAUCAACGUGGCGUUCGAACGAGGCAUUUAUAUACAAGUUCGAACCUCUCGAAGUAAGGAAGGACUUUUCACGCCCGGCGACCUCGGAAUACGUAGACUUUAAAGUCGAUUUUACUCGCGAUCGAGUGCCGAGAGAUGCGAAUGCGCGCGCGCGCGCGCGCGAGCGACUGAGGUAGGUUUAAUAAAACGAAGGAAGAAAGGUAAAACGUGUGCGAAUUUGGAACUAUAUCCGCGGGCCUGGAGUGAGCUAGGAGAAUAGUGAAAAUUGUCGAGCGACGACAUAUCAAAAGACUCUUGCGCGAUUCGUUUCAUUUCACGCGAGCAGUGUAUUUAGUUGCGUUUUGCGACCGAUAAAGAAAAAUAUUCGAAUCGUCGUAUUUCGCUGCAAUUUUUCAUCUUACUUCUCAACAUGCGAAUACUAGGAUGGAAAUCAUUUCUAUCGCGUUUUAUACUACCAACAAUAAACAGCUGGUACGAUUUUCGAAUAUUUCUUCAACCACGCAAUGCCGAAAAUUUUAUUUAUCGCGCUUGUACAAAGAUUUUAGUUAUAGUAGUCGAUACAAUCGCAGCGCUUAGAAACCCAUCAGUUUCAUAAGCAACAGCUGUUCGUUCUGUUGCUAAAUGAUUCAGUAGCAAUGAUUUAGAGUUUUAAAAAGUUGUGUUGCAAUGAUACUAUACCUUGUACAUAUACAUUACGAUUUCAUAUUUUUCUAUGUUAGCAGAGUGUUUGAUUUUGUUAAAAGUAAAUAGUUAAGUAAUCGUAAAUAGUUAAUAAUACUUUUAAUCGAUGCAAAUUUAAGAUUACAACAUUGUAAUAAGCAGAGUCUACACUCUACAUACACACCGUAACAGUUCAAAACAAAACGUAUUCGAACCUUCUUAUACAUAGAUGUGCACUUUUACGAUUACGAUUAUACGCGCGAGUAAUUUUGAAAGUAUACAUUUUACAGUUUUUCUUUAAAUGCUUUACAUCACGCACUCCCAAGUAUAAUGCAUUCAUAUAAUAGUAUUAAAUAGCUUCGAUGAAGCGAAGAAGCUGUUUUCGUGAUGAAAACAUUCGCGUCGGACCAAAUUCUAUAUGAUAGCUGUAGAGAUCAAGCGCCUUUCAUGACACACACACACGCAUACACACACACACACGCAUAUCCAUCAGCGCAAUGCUAAUAAUUGCUGAAUCCUGCGUCAGAUUUUGCAGAUACGCUUUAAGAAUAGCCAGAUACUUAGAAUGAGUGCAGAGGUAACGAUUCUUUCGAUUCGUUUCAGUCCACCCGAAUGCUAAAUAAAAUUUUGUUAUACAAAGCGUCUAAAAAACAAAAAUUAUUAUCUUUAUUUAUGAUUAUUGUUAAGUAUCGUCAUUGUCAUCUCAGUCUUUCACGAAAGGAGCGAUAAUACAUUUUUGAAGCACGAAUGUACUUAAUUUCAGCUGUUGAUUAAGAUAUGAAAAUAUUUUUAAUUUAUAAUAAAUCGUUUAAAUAAUAAACUCUGAAGAUCAAUUGCUCUAAUAUCGCUGCCACCGCGUCGGUAAUGCCUACAGACGAUGAUCAUAUAUUUCGCAAUCCCACACAAGCACUAUUAAGUAUUCAUUGAUAAUAAUAAUGUUUUAAUGCCUUCCCACGCUUAUGCGCAAGCAACGAUGUUCUCAACUAAAUAAUGUGAAUUACUGUUGCUCGACGUUCUAUACUGCAAAUUGUUAUUUACAGCGUUUAUAUUAUUUAAAAUUUCUAUCAAAAAAUAAAAGUUUCAAUGAUGAUAUACGUAAAACAGUUUUACAUUAACAUCUAUAUGUACGUGUAUUUAACAUAUUAUAAAGACGCGAGCUUUUUAGUACGUAAAACAUUUUCCAAUAAACUAUUAAUUUUUAAGUAUAUAGUAGAUAGAGCUUAGCUAUACACGACUUCAAUUAUAUUUAUAUACUUGAUUGUAACUGUUGAUACGUGCGCGCGAGAAAAAGAGCGACGAUGCGAAAGAGAGUGUAUAUUAUAUUAUAGAUAUGAACGUUUGUUUUUUAUAUAGAGACGAAGCAGAACGAGGGAGUAUGACGAUGCGUGCGCGUGAGGAAACAUGUUUCAUUGCGCUCGUUUUGUUUUACAAUCGCAUUAUUGUAAAUAAAAUGAAUAUAAAACAAUAUAAAAUUCUGAAUUCUAA